AUGGGCACGUUCGUCCUGGCUGUGACGAUUGUGAUGGUGAUCCUUGCGAUCGCCGCCGAGCCCGCUAUCCUUCCGUUUCUCCUCAAAGACCCUUUGAUUUACGCGUGGAUCCUCUGGUGGGUUGUCAUAUUCUUUGCCCUACGUACCAUCUGGACGUUGAAACCCAGUUACAUGCAGGCCUUUAUGAUCGUUUUUUUCGUCGCUGAAAUCAUCAGCCUGGCCGAUACCUGGCUUUUCUGGGAUCAUGACCACAAGCCGGAGACAAAGGUCCGAGACACUCUGGGACUGAUUUGGGGCAGCUUCAUCAAUUAUCAGUAUUAUCGAUAUGUGAGGGAUCGUCAACUGGAAAUCGAGGAAAGGCAGCUGCUUCCCGAACACGCCGUGACGUACCGCGUU
Messenger RNA from Mesorhabditis spiculigera, 396 nucleotides. The record is from the annotation of a GenBank genome assembly. Lineage: Eukaryota; Metazoa; Nematoda; Chromadorea; Rhabditida; Rhabditidae.